AUGUGCGGCGGCGGCGGCCGGACGUGCGUCCGGUACCGGCAGCGCGUCAUCGUCAACAUGCCCGGCUACCUGUCGGGGCUGGCGGCCGCGCUCGCGUCCACGGACCGGCGGGUGCUGGCCAAUUACAUGGUGUGGCGGGCCGUCGCGUCCUGCGUGCCGUUCACCGACCGCCGGCUGCGGGACCUGCAGCAGACGCUGCACGCGGAACUGUACGGCCAGCCGACCCGGCAACCGCGGUGGGCCGAGUGCGUGGACGUCGUCUCGGCCGGCCUGUACCUGGCCGUCGGGCGCCUGUACGUGACGCGGUAUUUCGACGGGCGCACCAAGAACGCCACCGCGGACAUGGUCAAGAAGAUCCGGCGGGAAAUGCACGACGCGCUGACGGAUUCCGGUACGGCGUUUUUUUAA
Molecule: messenger RNA, 408 nt
Organism: Cinara cedri
Lineage: Eukaryota; Metazoa; Arthropoda; Insecta; Hemiptera; Aphididae
Source: the annotation of a GenBank genome assembly